GGUCUUGUGAACUGGGCUCUGCCUGGCUAGUCUUCGAAACUUCGAUGAUGAAGACAUUCUCAACCCAUCGCCACACAGACUAGCCUUGACUAAGGUGUAUCUCUCGCUUCCUGCUGUCGAGUAUUCGGGGUUGGACUUCUCUUUCCCUCGUCUCUAUACCAGUAGCUCAAUCGAAGCGAGAUCGCAACCGUUCCUCGCCUACAAUGGCAGCUCUCCGCUCUACCUCGUCCCGGCUCCUAGCCGCCGCCACGCGCUCGUCGGCUGGUCCCUCUAUGCUCGUGCGAUCAAUGGCCACUGUUGGUGACGCGACAGUCAAUGCCAACCCCAAGAGCUCAUCCGCCGCGCGAAACAAGACCUUCCAGAUCUACCGGUGGAAUCCCGAACAGCCAGAAGAGAAGCCCAAGAUGCAGUCCUAUACCCUGGACCUUAACAAGACUGGCCCCAUGGUGCUCGAUGCGCUGGUGAGGAUUAAGAACGAGGUUGACCCUACAUUGACCUUCCGUCGGAGUUGCAGAGAAGGUAUCUGCGGCAGCUGUGCCAUGAACAUUAACGGAACGAACACCCUCGCGUGCUUGUGUCGUAUCCCCACUGAUACGAGCGCUGACCUAAAGAUCUACCCGCUCCCUCACACAUAUGUCGUUAAGGAUUUGGUACCGGACUUGACACACUUUUACAAACAAUAUAAGUCUAUCAAGCCCUACCUCCAGAGAGAUACACCGGCCCCUGAUGGAAGAGAGUACCGACAGAGCAAGGCCGACCGGAGAAAGCUAGAUGGCUUGUACGAGUGUAUUCUUUGCGCCUGCUGCUCAACCUCGUGCCCCUCUUACUGGUGGAACGCCGAGGAAUACCUUGGGCCCGCUAUUUUGCUACAGUCCUACCGCUGGAUUAUCGAUUCCCGUGAUGAGAAGACCGAAGCUCGAAAGGCAGCACUAGAUAACUCCAUGAGCUUGUACCGAUGCCACACCAUCCUCAACUGCACCCGAACCUGCCCUAAGGGCCUAAAUCCCGGUCUGGCAAUUGGAGAGAUCAAGAAAGAGAUGGCGUUUUAAAUGAAGAGAACAAAAAGGGAGAAAAGGUUCUUGCUCGGGCUAUAAUAGUCUGGCGCUUGAGGGUGGCCGAAAAUAUGGCGACUGGAACAGACGUCAAUUGAAAAAGUGGGAUGGUUGGCUGGAGGAGUAAACCAACCCUUGUACAAAGUUCCUCCAACAGCAUGAAGUUACGCCCGCUUUUGGAAGGGAAUCUAUUCGGAGUGGAAUCCUUGGUAGUCUUAGCCGUGUUCCUAUCUUCCGAGCAUGGUUGGAGUUUUAUGCUUUUCACUAUUUAAACAAGAAUCGAAAGCACAAUCGCGAAUCCAAGUGAUAUUCAUGCUGUUCGCACCCAAAUCUGAGGUCUCCAUCACAAUUUUACAGCGUUU
Xylaria bambusicola is the source of this 1414-nucleotide messenger RNA. Its product is annotated as alpha-helical ferredoxin. NCBI's taxonomy places the organism in Eukaryota, Fungi, Ascomycota, Sordariomycetes, Xylariales, Xylariaceae. Bases 204 to 1049 code for a protein of 281 amino acids. Gene Ontology annotation, cellular component: mitochondrial membrane. Gene Ontology annotation, molecular function: 2 iron, 2 sulfur cluster binding; electron transfer activity. The transcript is spliced from 3 exons. The record is from RefSeq and is a predicted model, not a curated record. Gene Ontology annotation, biological process: tricarboxylic acid cycle; respiratory electron transport chain; aerobic respiration.